Mytilinidion resinicola is the source of this 2074-nucleotide messenger RNA. Its product is annotated as MFS general substrate transporter. Gene Ontology annotation, molecular function: transmembrane transporter activity. The record is from RefSeq and is a predicted model, not a curated record. The transcript has 2 exons. Gene Ontology annotation, biological process: transmembrane transport. Lineage: Eukaryota; Fungi; Ascomycota; Dothideomycetes; Mytilinidiales; Mytilinidiaceae. The coding region runs from base 149 to 1816 and encodes 555 amino acids. Gene Ontology annotation, cellular component: membrane.
UCCGGGCCGGUUUUUGCAUCAGAAUCUCUGUAAUGGCGCCAUAGAUAACGAGCUGGACGAAAGACUCGGCUAAUCCAACGCUCAAGAAUGAUGGCGACAAAAGGGGUAAUAUGGCGGAAUUGCUCUGCAGUUUAACAAGCAGCGAUCCAUGGCAGCUAUCACAGCACUGGGCGAGUUCGGGUUGGCCACGCCCACGGGCGACAAGGCACAUCCGACGGUGGAGACGACAGCGGUUGGGAGUGGUGGAGUCCUUACCUCCAGCGAAUUCGACAACGAGCCAAAGAAAUUGGAAGCCUACCAGAAGCCAGGCGCAUGGGGGGCCAUCUGUCGCUUCGGGCGCACCGUGCAGAGAUACGUGUGGGACGAUCCGGACAAGUCCACGGAAGAAAAGAAGUUUCUGUUCAAGCUCGACUUCUUCACGCUCAUCUACUGUUGCUUGGGAUACUUCUGCAAGGGGUUGGCCCAGACCAAUAUCUUCAAUGCCUACGUCUCGGGCAUGAAGGAAAGUCUGAACAUGCAGGGCAGCGAACUGACGUACAUGCAAAACGUCUUCACCGCCGGCUAUGUCGUGGGUCAGCUCCCCGCCGUCAUGUUGGCGACGCGAGUCCGGCCUUCCAUCCUCGUGCCGACGUGCGAGGUCCUCUGGGCGGUAUGCACCUUUGCCUCUGCUACAGUCACGACGGUGCCGCAGCUCUAUGCCCUGCGUUUCCUCAUCGGCCUCUUCGAAUCCGCCUAUUUCCCCUGUAUCAUCUACGUUAUGGGGUCGUGGUAUACGAAGCAUGAGCGGGCGAAGCGUCUGACCUUGUUCUAUGCCUCCGGGAGCAUGGCGGGCAUGUUCAGCGGCUAUCUUCAAGCAGGAGCCUACAAGGGCUUGAAUGGCAAGCUCGGCCACGAAGGUUGGCAAUGGCUGUUCAUUAUUUGCGGCAUCAUCAGCCUACCCAGCGGCCUUCUUGGUUAUGUCUUCCUCGCCGACUUCCCCGAAACCACACGCGCAUUCUACAUAACCAAGGCAGAAGCAGAGUGGGCGCGGGAGCGGCUGCGACGCGAGGGAUACAAGCCUCUGGGCGCGUCCAAGUGGACGCGCACCAAAGUCUUCCGCAUCAUGGCCCAAUGGCAGUUUUGGGUGCUACCCAUCGGCUACAUGAUCAUUCAGCAGAGCGUGCCUCAGAUACAACCCAUCUUCUCCCUGUGGCUCAAGGCCGAAAAGUACUCGGUGUACGAUAUCAACGUCCUGCCCACCGCGCAGACUGCUAUCGGCGUCGUCGUGCAGCUCAUCGCCGGCAUGGUGUCGGAUUCUCCGCUCCUGAAAGGCCGACGCGCCGAAGCCAUGAGCGCGAUGAUACUCGGCACCUUCUUCAGUGUCAUCACGCUGGCUGUAUGGGAUGUGUCGCACGACUUGAGGUUCGCCGCCUACUACUUGGCCUACACGGGCUCCGGCCUCGCCGGCCUAUACUUUUCCUGGUUCCCCGAACUCAUCCCCCACGACCACGAGAUGCGAGGCUUCAUGAUCGCCGUCUCCAACAUGUUCAGCUACAUCCAGAGCAUUUGGAUUUCCGACGUCGUCUGGAGGACCGCCGACGCACCCCGAUUCCACCGCGGCUUUAUCGCAGCGUCAGUCUUUUGCGCCGCGCUAGUGCUGCUGACGAUUCUCCUUCGCGUCCUGGAACUCCGCGACGUUCGGAAACGGGCUCGCCUCGCCCAGGGCGACGAGGAGGGUCCUGCGGCUGCAGCGACAACGUCGGAAGCUACGGAAACUACUCACACGCUGGAGACGGGUACUAGUCGGGAGGGUACCGAGAAACAACACCUAGGCUGAGAUUUAAAAGUGUAUACAAACCUCCAGUUCGUCAAAAAAGUCUAUCCGAUAGAUUUUAUUGACUAAAAUAAGGGGGCAUCUUAGACUAAUUUUUAUAUAGAGAGUAUCUCGUAGAACAAAUCACAAGAUGACAUAUGGGCCAGGUUGGCAACCAAUCGAAGAACAAGCAAUUCCACUAUAUUAUCAAAAGCGUUACUACCCAAUUAAAAUUGGCGACUUCUUCAAGAAUCAACAUCGAAUCAUCGCACAGCUUGGUUA